Molecule: messenger RNA, 2288 nt
Organism: Gadus macrocephalus (Pacific cod)
Lineage: Eukaryota; Metazoa; Chordata; Actinopteri; Gadiformes; Gadidae
Exons: 12
Coding region: 1-1974 (657 amino acids)
Source: RefSeq, a predicted model, not a curated record
AUGGUCUCACUUGGUUUAAAGAGUAAGAGGACGGCGAAGUUAAUUCCUACCGCCGUGCCGUCUGUGCAUGCAAACCACUCUGCCUGCCCUGUCCCGAGGUCGAGAGACACCGUCUGCCGCAAGCGAGAGAUUGCCACGAUGUUGACAGACGCCUCACAGCAGGAGACCGUGGCCAGUGUAGACACUGUGGAGAGUGUCGAUACUGGGGAUCAGCCCUUGCCCUCCUCCACUUCUGACGCUGGGACACAAUGUUAUUUGAAGCCCCCCCGAUGGUCUCACGCUGUGCAGGUUAACCUGAAGCCCAAGAUGGUUAGCGUGGGCACACAGACUUCAAUCAGCCCACAAACCUCCACUCCCCUCGCUAGUCCUGAACAGACAGUUGACGACGAUGAUGAUGAUAAUGCCACUGUCAUCAGUGACUUGUCGUGGGUGCCCGAAGAGCCGAUGGAUGAGGAGGAAUUGUUUGAUGAGGAGCCACCUUACACGUGUGACCCCCACCACAAUUGCAUUGACAAAUUCAUUGUUUGCCAAGAGGAGCUGAUGGGCCUUUUUGCCAUCUGUCCGGCCUGUUGUGAGAGGUCGGAUAGUAGCAUCGUGCAGCAGGAAGGAACUUUUGUUAAGAUCAAGCAGGUCUGUGCAUCAUGUGGCUACCACCGUUUCUGGCAAAACCAGCCAAUGCUCCACAAGAACAUGCCAACCUGCAACCUCCUGUUAAGUGGGGCCAUUCAUUUUACUGGAUGUUUGGCCACACAGACACUAAGAAUGUUGACCCUGUUUGGCCUGCAGUGCAUCAGUGCCAGCAGUUUCUUUCGCCAUCAGCGCCACUACACCAUCCCUGUAAUCGUUCAGGCCUGGCAGAAUGAUCAAGCCAAGAAUUUUAGUGACCUACGGGCAAUGGAUGGCGGGCUAGUUCUUGCUGGUGACUGCAGGUCAGAUUCUCCUGGGCACUGCGCAAAGUAUGGGUCAUACUCUCUGAUAGAGGACAGAGUGAACAAGGUGGUGGAUGUUCAGCUUGUUCAGAGCUCAGAGGUCCCCAACAGCUCAUGGUGUGAGCUUGAAGGGCUCAAGCGCAGUGUUGGCCUGCUGAGGGGAAACGACCUGCAUUUGGCAACGCUGAUCACGGACCGACAUCGCCAGGUUGCCAAAUGGGUGAGAGAGGAGCUGAUCCCUGAAGGGACACAGCAUUAUUUUGACGUGUGGCACAUUGCCAAAAGUCUGGGGAAGGCAUUGGAUGCAGCAUCCAAAGAGUGUGACCAACUACAGUUGUGGAGGCCAGCUAUAGUGAAUCACCUCUAUUGGACUGCAGCCUCAACCCCAGAUGGCAACCCAGCGGUCAUGGAGGCCAAAUGGAGAAGUUUAGUGAACCACAUCCAGGACAUCCAUGACCAUGACACCCCUGCCUUCUCCAGUUGUGCCCAUGGCCCUCUAGACGGAGAUCAGCGCAACAAAGAGUGGCUGGACCCAGGCUCAUUGGCAGCAGUCAAGUUGGAGAACAUAAUGAUGAGGGCUGCCUUGCUGAAAGAUGUCCGUCAGCUGUCUCCACAGCACCAGACCUUCUCCCUUGAGGCUUACCACUCCCUCAUCUUGCACUUCGCGCCCAAGCACACAGGGUUUUCAUACCUUGGGAUGUAUAGCAGGCUUCUCUUAGCGGCGCUGCAUUAUAAUCACAAUGCCAAUCGCGAGACAGCACGGAGAAGUGACGGGACGGAGAAGUACUGCGUGCGGUAUCCGCGCUUCAGAAAAGGUGCCCAUGUGGUGCGUCCCAUCAAAGAGGCAGCCUCAUACGGUUAUGCAACAUCAUUAAUGAAGGCCCUUCGGGAGAGCUACGCCAAUUCACCCGCGGUUCUUCGAGAAGUUGCCGCCAAUUUGUCCUCCGAUGCACCCGCCCCCAUCGCCAAAUCCUUCGAACAGAUUCCUAAGGAGGAGGCCAUCAGCCUCUACCUAGCCCGGCAGUCACGCUUCAAGAAAACCUAAUUUCACAUUAUUAUUUUUUUCCACGGACAAGUCCAAUGAUUUAGUUGUUAUUAUUUGCAUGAAAUUUCUUUGUAUAUAAUUCAAAAUAAUUUGGUAAUCAUUUUACCUGUGCCUUGUCAACCUCUGUGUGCGGUGUUGUCUGGGCUCACUGUGUCUGCUUGAUGUGCUUUUGCAUGUAUCACUGCAUGUAUGCAUGCAUGAAAUAGUGUGUGUGUGUGUGUGAGAGAAAGAGAACCAUCAACUGACCCUCGGGUAUGACUACACUAUUGCAGAAUUAAUUAGAAUUAGAAUUAAACAUUGCGGGUCUAGCCCUU